Messenger RNA from Salvelinus sp. IW2-2015, 1294 nucleotides. Its product is annotated as phospholipid scramblase family member 5. NCBI's taxonomy places the organism in Eukaryota, Metazoa, Chordata, Actinopteri, Salmoniformes, Salmonidae. Gene Ontology annotation, cellular component: plasma membrane. Gene Ontology annotation, molecular function: phospholipid scramblase activity. The record is from RefSeq and is a predicted model, not a curated record. The transcript is spliced from 8 exons. Gene Ontology annotation, biological process: plasma membrane phospholipid scrambling. The coding region runs from base 90 to 1001 and encodes 303 amino acids.
CCCAUCCCUUUUUCAAAAACCCAGAUGCUUGCCUACUAGACACUAGACACUUCAAUCAAGAGAUACCAGGGAGUGGACCUUAGACGACUAUGUCAGCAGUGACCGCCCAGCCCCUCCCCUUCGGCCGUCUGGAGAGAGAGAAGCACAUCGAGAGGUUCUUCAGAGCCUUCCACAGUCGAAGGAGGCUCUCCGCCGAUCCCCAGAGUUUGUCUUGCUCCAUACCCCACCACGGGCCACCUGACCUGGGCUCAGAGGACCAGCAGCUGGGCCUCGGCCCUGGUCAAGGGGAGAAUGGCCACGUGAGGCCCAGGGCUUCUGGAGGGCCAGAGAUAGCAGGGGAGCAUUGGUUGAAUGGUGCGGGUGGACAGGAGGGUCUGGCUCUCCUGGACGCAGUCAGCCAACUACGUAUCACAGCUAGGCCAGAGCUGCAAGGUCCACAAUGUGUGUCCCGCAGGACCUACAGCAUUGCCACCGGGGACAGCAGUGAGCAGCUCUUUGUGGCUGUAGAAGAGAGUUCCUGUAUGUGUCUGCAGUGCUGCGGCCCGGCCCGGUCCUGCUCCCUACAAGGUUUUGACCGCCAGGCCCGCCAGGUCUUCCUGUUUGAAAGACCCCUCAGGGUGGACGCGUGCUGCCUUGGCUGCUGCUUGAUGGAAAUGAGGGUCUACACCCCCCAACGGCAGCUCUUAGGGAGCGUACGGCAGAGAUGGAGUAUGUUCACCCCUCUCCUGGAAGUGUGUGAUUCCGAUGGAACCGCCACUGUAAGAAUCCAGGGAUCGUGCUGCCCCUACCGAUGCCUCUCUAACCAAGAAUUCCAGGUGGUCUCAGCCAUCGGUGAGAAAAUUGGCUCCAUAUGGAAGAAAUGGCCUGGGUUUAACGAAGAAUGCAACAUGGAUCAUGAAUACUUUGGGUUAGAGGUUCCACAGGAUAUGACAUCACAGACCAAACUUCUUCUGCUGGCGGCCACGUUCCUACUGAAUUAUAUGUUCUUUGAGAUGAGCUGAACUGAACUGGCACCAGACAAUCAGAGAUGAGAAAAUGUAGGUAAUCAAAAGUGGACCAUGAGAACUGCAGAGGUCAAAUGACCAUCGGCGAGUUUCACAGCUUCGCCCGAUGCCACGCCGCAGCAUCAUCAGAGAUGAUGAACACAUGGACAGUUGUUUGGGGGAGGGGUGCAAAUGUUAGCGACACCAAAGAUGUACUAGUCUGCAUGGCAUGACCUCCUUUCCUUUAUUUAGUUCUCAUUUAGUUGUCCUAGUAGAAGAGAUACAUCCAAUUAAACUUAAUAGAUACCUUG